UUUCACAGGAUUGCUCUGUGUUAUUGACCUAUGUCCGUGGAAUUAUCCUUAUCAUUUGCUUAUCGCGUCUUGCCCUCUCGCAUGUUGUUCCUUGGCUCUCGAAACUGCACAGGUCUGUGUGUUUGGUGUACUUCAACUUGUUGAAUACCAGCACCCUGCCCUCUGUGAGGAGUGCUCAGUGUUCAAGGUUCAGGAAGAUAACGAGAGGUGAGUGGCUGACGCAUAGCUCGUGUUGUGUUACCAAAGGCUCGUAUCAGAUUACGGCAGACAGCAGCUUGGGUGAAACCGUAGCUGUGUUCAGACCACUGUUGCUCGAACAAACCAGGAACUAGGACGAACAAAGGAGUUUUAAAGACGCUAAAGAAGCUAACAGAGGGCUUGCUGUUGUUUUAAGAAGAGCGUUACCAUGGGUAAGAAGACACAACACUGUCUGCUGCUUCUGCUGUGUUUGUCGGGGCUUGUUCACUAUUCAGCUGCCUUGGUUUUUUGGACUGCCGUGGUGGAAAUAAGCUAUGUUAACAGCCACAAUAAGAGUGAGGACAAAUACUGUGAAUGUGGGGUGUAUGGCCGUAACUCUCCCCUGGAGAAAGCCUCAGGCAUUGUAACGCUUCCCAAGGGAGACCCCAAAGGCUGUGGCCCAGGUCCUAUCUACAGCCGCAAUUCCAGCUCACCGCCUUGGAUAGCGCUGGUUAAAAGGGGCAACUGCACCUUCAGUGAGAAGAUCAAUGCUGCCAAACGUCAAGGAGCAGCUGGUGUGGUGGUGUAUAAUGUGGAUGGCAGUGGCAACAGCACCACUCACAUGGCACACUCGGAUGCAGCUGGCAUUGUGGCUAUCAUGAUUGGCAACUCUCAGGGCAUGGAGGUUGUCAAGUUGGUGAUGAAUGGGACAGAAGUGCAGAUGCUUAUUGAUGUAGGCAGCCCUCAUGGACCCUGGAUAGACACAUACUGGCUUUACUUCCUGUCCAUCGCCUUCUUCAUUGUGACAGCAGCCUCCAUCGCCUACUUUGUGUUUAUCUCCGCAAACCGGAUUUACAGCCUGAGCAUGCACAGGCGCACCGAGAGGAAGCUGAAAUCUGAGGCUAAAAAGGCGAUCAGGCGUCUGCAUGUGCGCACACUCAAGACAGGGGAUGAGGAAACCACCUCUGACUCCCAUAUGUGUGCCGUGUGUAUCGAAAACUACAGGGCGGGGGAGGUGGUGACGGUGCUUACAUGUGAUCACAUCUUCCACAAAGCCUGCAUCGAGCCCUGGCUGCUGGAGAGGAGGACCUGCCCCAUGUGUAAGUGCGACAUCCUGAAGGCCCUGGGGGUCGAGGAGGAAGUAAAAGAAAGCCAUCCUGCUGAGUCGCCACCAGAUGUCACUGUGAUCACAGUGACAGGAGGAGAACCCAUGUAUGAAGUGCCACUGACUGACCCAGUGAGCCCUGACCCAGAGAGACAACAACAUCGCUAUGACAACAGGGCCUUCGAGGGAGACUCGGAGGCUGGGAGACGAUGAACAACAGCAACGGAAACAAAACAGCAACAAACCAGGACACAGUCAAAUUCCCUGUUUGAAGUAGAUAUUUUUCUGGGAUACACUGAACCAGCACAAAGGAAUCAAACUAUAAUGUUGUCACAGGAGAAACAAUCUUGUAAUGCAAAAAAUAUUUUUAAAAGAAAAUCCAAGGAUUAAAAAUGUUAAUGGACUUAUGUAAUUAGCUUGGAUGACACUGCAUUUUCUUUGUGUCUGUCUGAGUGUGUAAAUAGUGGGUGUGUUCAUAAAGUGACCAUUAGAUUGGUUAGAAUAGAUUCUGAAAGCCGAUUAGUUAUGGAGUGAUGCCGGUGUCAAAUUUCUGCUUUGCAUACUGGACACACCAGCUCGACACUGGUCAGGGAGGAAGUGCUGAAGAGCAUUUAAAUAUCUGUUUGAAACUGGGGCCAAAUUUCCUCCAACAAAAAGCUUGUUGGCUCACAUUGCUCACACUCCCUCACAAUUGGCCAUUAUCUUUUAAAUUCAGAGCAGAAUUCAUUCCCUUAAAUCAGUUCAUUUGAAUAAUUGGACUUUUUUCUGCUCUUGUUAAAGUGGGAGUGUGCCUUUCCAUUUUCAUUGUUAGGCUGUCAGGCUGGAUUCACAAACACACCCUUAUGAACACACCCUUGACGGGAAAUGCAGCAUGACACACAUUGUACUGUGAUGAGUGAAUAACAUCACCUGAGGGGCUUUGACUCGUCAGAAACAUGGACUGUAGAAACAUGUUUGCCACUCAUGAAAUAAGAAUUUUAAGUUCUUAAUAAUUUGUUGGCCUGUAGCUAUGUAUGAGAAUGUGGCAAUGCAAUAAAUGUCAUAAGACGUGUCGAUGAUAAGCCUUCAGAAAAUGUUAUCUUGACUGGUGGAUAAGUGAAAAAUUAUCUUUAUGUGUAAUGGAUUUUGAAAUUAUAUAUUUUGAGAUUUAUUUAUCAAUCAUGUCAAGUUCUGUCUGUUAACCGUAGUACAUGUAUAGUCCUUUUACUUCUCUAAACAGUUGAUUUUCAUGUGCAAGCACAAACUGUUGCUCUCGAGCAAGUCUUCCAGGUUUUUCCUUUGAAUUAUUUGGACUGGUGUUUAUUCAUUUCCUGUGGUCUACCUCUGAACUCUCGCAUGGGUAAAUUAUGGAACAUGUUUAAGAUUCUUGCAGUUCAAAGAUUAAGCGUGUCCCUCGGAAAAUGAUAAAGCUAAAGAGUGUCUUUGUUUGCUGGUGGGGAUAUGCUGAUUAUGCUACUUAAUAUAUUUUUCUACACUGAAUCAUUUUCACUACUGUUUUACAGAUUCCAGGAGUCUUAAAUUGUUCUGUAAAAAUGAAUAUAACUUGCUGUAUUAAAUCACAUUGAUGCUUAUUAGAAUGCAAUAAAUCCCUCAAAAUGAGGCCAACUUUAAGCGCA
Messenger RNA from Epinephelus moara (kelp grouper), 2898 nucleotides. RefSeq names its product E3 ubiquitin-protein ligase RNF128-like. The record is from RefSeq and is a predicted model, not a curated record. NCBI's taxonomy places the organism in Eukaryota, Metazoa, Chordata, Actinopteri, Perciformes, Serranidae. Bases 407 to 1495 code for a protein of 362 amino acids. Gene Ontology annotation, cellular component: nucleoplasm; cytoplasm. The transcript has a single exon.